CAUCUAACUGAUUCUCCCCUCUUUUGCCCAAUUACAGUUUCGUACAGCACCAGCUAUGCCUAUUAAGGUGUUGUUGGAGGUGGAACCGCCUAGUCCAGGGAGGUACAUGAUCGGAGCAUUAAUCAUGAUGAUCGGAGUUGUUUUACCCGUCGGAUAUAUGAUGUUUCGUAACAAACGUGUUCCUUCUUCUUCCUCCUUCGCUAAACACACGUAGGAGCAAAGUUAUGAUAUAGAGGUGCGAAUGGCAAUCUUGUAGUUGAUAUGUAGUUUGUAUCCGAGCAAGAGAUAGAAUAUGACUUGUAGCAGAUCUAUAUACGUUGGGAUUCAAAUGUAAAUUGUUCAAAACUCAAAACACUGACACAAGUUAGUUUGAAAAUUUUGUUCAAUUUGAAAAUGACACUCAAUGUUGUUCAUUCAAAUUAUGUUUGUUGUUCUUGAAUGAGGUGUCUUUUCGUGUUC
Molecule: messenger RNA, 459 nt
Organism: Cynara cardunculus var. scolymus (artichoke)
Lineage: Eukaryota; Viridiplantae; Streptophyta; Magnoliopsida; Asterales; Asteraceae
Exons: 3
Coding region: 56-214 (52 amino acids)
Cellular component (GO): Golgi apparatus
Source: RefSeq, a predicted model, not a curated record